UUUAACUCUUGUAAUAUCUGAUGUAUUUGAGUUGAGAAUUCCAAAAUGAAGAGAGUUGAGAUUUUCAACCUAUUGGUAAUGGCUCUAACAUUUUUGGCAAUAGUGCCAAAAAUUGAGGGUCAAGUAAGACCUACUGCACUAACAAACCCACGCCCACUUUGUCCUUCUCAGUUUGCACUAGUAAACUACGCAUGUGGAAGAUUACCGUUCAGACCGGGGGCACCACCUGGGCCUCCGCCUGCACCUCCAUCACCGGAUGAUGAUGGUGGUGACGAUGACGGUGGCAAUGACGAGGGACACAGAAACAACCACCACGACCAUGGACACGGACACGGGCACAGUCGCAGACAUAGACACAGGCAUAGGCAUCACCAAACCCAAGAGGAAGAAAAUUGCUGCCGAUGGGCUAGAGAAGUGGACAGCCAAUGUGUUUGUGAACUCCUUGUUCGUUUGCCACCAUUCCUGGUUAGGCCUUUGCAUAUCUACACACUCACCAUUGGUGAAGACUGUGAAAUCACUUACUCCUGUGGUGGCCCAAUCUGAUUCUCAAGCUUGUGUUAGUUCUAAAGCAUAGUACAGUUACUAUUAUCACAUGAGUUUGUUUACUUGUUUUAAGUUUUUCAUCUUAAUGUUAUAGUAUGUCAAAAAAAGAAAGGUUUAAGGUUAUAGUUAUGUUUGUUGGUUCCUAAAGUAUUGUUAUUUAAGGUUUAAGGUUUUAGUUAUUGUUUGUGGUUGGUUCCUUAAGUAUUGUUAUUUAGCUUGUGCUACUGUUUACUCUCAUAACCACUACCAU
This is a messenger RNA of Vicia villosa (hairy vetch), 793 nucleotides long. RefSeq lists its product as uncharacterized. The coding region runs from base 46 to 543 and encodes 165 amino acids. The record is from RefSeq and is a predicted model, not a curated record. Lineage: Eukaryota; Viridiplantae; Streptophyta; Magnoliopsida; Fabales; Fabaceae. The transcript has a single exon.